ACCAGAGGAGCUUCAGAAAAGCCUGUGCUCGAGGCACCCAAGGGUGUGUCAUCUCCUCUGGCAGCAACGGUGGACUACAAUUCUCUCAUUCCUCAGAUAGGAUGUUUCUGUGGGCAGGUAGUAAAGCCACAGAUGGAAGAAAUGACCGCAGAUCCAUCUAUCAAAAGAUUCGCGAAUAUGACGUCCUGGACAAGAGGAAGACAGUGACAGCUCUGAGGGCAGGAGAGGACAGAGCCAUACUGCUGGGCCUCAGUAUGGUCCUUCUCUCUGUCAUGAUGUACUUUGUCCUGGGAAUCACCAUACUGCGCUCUUACUCUGACAGUGUAUGGACAGACGAGGCUAACUGUACUAUUGUCAACUCCACCAUUGUAUGGGAUGUAAACUGUUCAUACAGCUGUGGAGCAGAAUGCUGGAAGAGUUCCCGUUAUCCCUGUCUCCAGGUGUAUGUCAGCCUCAACUCCUCAGGAAAGGUGGUACGACUGUUGCACAACGAGGAGACGCAGGACAGCAGUCCUGAGUGCUUCUACAUCCCAAAGUGCCUUAAGGACUAUGCAGCCACACAUGUGAUAGUUCAGAACAUUUCUGAGCGUCUCAGAUCUCAGCACACAGUACAGUGUUUUGUGGACCCAACAGACAGAAUGGACAGUGCCAUCCUGACACAGAUCUAUGGUCGAGUCGCCGUCUUCCACUCCCUGUUCUGGCCAACCUGCACCUUGAUUGGAGGAACCAUCAUCAUUGCCAUGGUGAAGCUGACCCAGUACCUGUCUAUCAUGAGCGAGCGACUAAACCGCAUUAAGAGGUGAAGGGUGGGAAGGCCAUAAGUUUAAAGGGAAGUUCCCGUUAAAUGGGCACGUGGACAACUGAAGGAUCUUCAUGGGGCCAAGACUGAAAGACAAAGUGCAGGGAAAGCUGAAAUGUGACAGCUGGAAUGCUGGGAUUCUCAGUGACAAUCUAAAAGCAGCUAGAAGCAUAAUUUCUAGGAUUUGUGCAAAUGUGAAAUAAUGUUUUUAAGCACCUAUUCUGCGAUCUCUAGCUUCACAAGGCUAGUUGUUACAGGAAUAGUUCAUUUUUGAAAAUAUGCUUAUCCACUUUCUUGCCAAGAUGAGAAAAUGGACAUCACUCUCCUAUCUGUGCAUUAAAUAUGAAGCUACGGCCAACAGCCAAUUAGCUUAUCUUAGCAAACAAACUGGAAUGAUAGAGAACAAACAUCUGGCCUGGCCCUGUCCAAAGGUAACAAAAUCUACUAACACUACCAGGACCUCUGAACCUCUACUUAAUUAACCCUAUAUAUCUUGUUUGUUUAAUGCAUGCUUGCUGUUUUCCCCUGUUACCAAUCUUUGUGUUAAGCAAAAGUAACAAGCUGCUGAUAUUGAUCUUCUCUUCCAAUUCCCUCAAGAAAGCGGAAAAGUGUAUUUCCUAAAAUGUCAUUCUAUUUUUUUAAAGACACAUCUUCUUAAAGGACACCUAUUAUGCUUUUCCAUAUUUUAUGACUUAUCUACAAUGCUGGAUGUUCAUGUUAAA
This is a messenger RNA of Micropterus dolomieu (smallmouth bass), 1521 nucleotides long. RefSeq names its product calcium-activated potassium channel subunit beta-2 (gene s100p). The record is from RefSeq and is a predicted model, not a curated record. NCBI's taxonomy places the organism in Eukaryota, Metazoa, Chordata, Actinopteri, Centrarchiformes, Centrarchidae. The transcript is spliced from 5 exons. The coding region runs from base 102 to 803 and encodes 233 amino acids. Gene Ontology annotation, biological process: potassium ion transport; detection of calcium ion. Gene Ontology annotation, molecular function: calcium-activated potassium channel activity; potassium channel regulator activity. Gene Ontology annotation, cellular component: voltage-gated potassium channel complex; membrane.